Molecule: messenger RNA, 4004 nt
Organism: Anneissia japonica
Lineage: Eukaryota; Metazoa; Echinodermata; Crinoidea; Comatulida; Comatulidae
Product: zinc finger protein 91-like
Exons: 3
Coding region: 1279-3393 (704 amino acids)
Biological process (GO): regulation of transcription by RNA polymerase II
Molecular function (GO): DNA-binding transcription factor activity; RNA polymerase II cis-regulatory region sequence-specific DNA binding
Source: RefSeq, a predicted model, not a curated record
AGCAGAGGGACAACCAGAACUCUUCUAUUUGGGCCUAGGCCUAACGUAAUAUUUGGAGGUACUGUAGGUGUAUAUUGAUAUCCAAAUAUCUUGCUAAUAAAUCAACAUCUAAUAAAAUAUCCCAUAAAAUAAUUGUAAUAAUUGUUUGUUUUGUUGCUUGAAGUCAUGUCAUUUAACUUGCCUGCCUCUGACACCUGACUGUAAAGUACUGUAUACGCAAAAUGCAGCAUGGCGAGAGCAUUCCAGCGGAUGCGAUCUAAAAUCUGUGAAUUUAGUAUGGAGAAGAUAGUAUCUCCCAUGAGAAAUAUUCCCUACUUCUCUUUUUUUUAUCCUUUUGCAUAAAACUAAAAUUUAUGAUAAAAUUUUUUUCCAUGGUUUAUAAUAAUUAUAGCAUGCAUGCAAUUUUUUAAAAAUGUUUUUAAGUGGAAUUGGAACGGGAAUGGGACUUUCAGUGGCGCGGAGUGGUACACCAUCGUAUAUUACUAAACUUUGUUCAAUUUAUCUCCCACCACCACCUUAAAGUGUCCCGCAUUUGGACAUACUGUUCUACAUUCUAGCUUUUUAACAUUUGUAGGUUUUAAUUCCUGAAUCAUCCAGGGAAAUAGUAACAAUAAUAGUGAAAUGAGCUGCUUAACUUAAAUUCUCAAGUCUGAAAAAACAUUUCAAUAUACUUUUAAAAAAAAAUGUUUACAUGAUUCUACUGUAGGUAGCAAGUAAAUCUUGGAUACUGUAGGCACAUUGAUGCCAUCAAAUAAAAGAAGCACUUGACAUGAUUCAUACCAUAAUACUAAAAUAAAGAAAAUAUAAAAAGAAUUUACAAUUUGAAGAGGUAGAGAAAAUGGACAAGAAACUAGUAAUAUUAUAGAGGCACUACGUAAUAUGCGCUAAACAGUUUAAGUGCAAGUUAUCACUCACAUUGCAUCAUUUUUCUUCAAUUUCAAUCUUCCAAAUUAUGCAGUGAAUAAGAAAACAGUUUAGCCAGAUUUUCAUACAUUUCUUUAAAAAAAAGGAAAUUUAAAAAAAAAAUUAAAAUUUGGAGAGGCAGAGAAAAUGGAUGCACGAGGGGAUGAGAAAUUAGUAAUUUUUUAUAUUUGGCCUUUUACUUUAUAUAUUAUAGAGGCACUGCACAAUAAACAGUAUAAGUGGAAAUUAUUAUCAUAUAACACUAUCGCAUUGCAUUGUAUUUUCAGAGAAGUCUUCCACAGUAUGCAGUGAAUAAGAGAACACUUUAAUUAAUAUUAUACUGUAAAACACAUGUUGUAACUGUUUAAGAACAAAAUGGAAAAUAAGGAGGAAGAGAUGGAAUACAAAUGCGAACAUUGUGGAGAACAUGUUGAUUUAAUUACUAUGAGGACCCAUUUGGGAAUCAAGAUAGAGGAGGUAGAAAGGACCCAUUUCGGAAUUAAGAUAGAGGAGGUAGAAUUUGAACAAUGUGAUUAUGUUGAAGAGCCAUUUGAUCACUCAAGCAAUUUAAGAGAUUUGAUAGAUACAGAGGAGAUAUUCCAUGAAUGUAAAUAUUGCAAAAGAGUAUUUAAAAGCCAAAAUAGUUUAAGAAGUCAUAUGGGGAUACAUAAAGGAGAAAUACUACAUGAAUGUGAACACUGUGGGAAGAAAUUUAACACUAACCGCAAAUUAAAAAGUCAUUUGACGAUACAUACAGAAGAGCAACCAUAUGAAUGUGAACACUGUGGAAAGAAAUUUAAAAGAAGUUACUCUUUAAAAAGUCAUUUAAGGAUGCAUACAGGAGAGACACCAUAUGAAUGUCAACACUGCGGAAAGAAAUUUAAAUUUCAUGCUGGUUUAAGUCGUCAUUAUUUGUCGAUGCAUACAGGAGAGAAACCAUAUGAAUGUGAGCACUGCGGAAAGAAAUUUAACAUUAACAGCAAAUUAAAAAGUCAUUUGACGAUACAUACAGAAGAGCAACCAUAUGAAUGUGAACAAUGUGGAAAGAAAUUUAAAAGAAAUGACUCUUUAAAAAGUCAUUUAAGGAUGCAUACAGGAGAGACACCAUAUGAAUGUGAACACUGCGGAAAGAAAUUUAAUUUUUAUGCUAGUUUAAGUAGUCAUUUAAGGAUGCAUACAGGAAACAGAACAUACGAGUGUGAACACUGUGGAAAGAAAUUUAAAUAUGAUGUUUUAAGACGUCAUUUGAUGACACAUACAAUAGAGAGACCACAUGAAUGUGGACACUGUGGAAAGAAAUUUAACACCAAUAGGAGUUUAAAAAUUCAUUCGAUGAUACAUGAGGCAAGAAAAAUAUUAUAUGAAUGUAAACACUGUAAAAAUACAUUUUUUAAAAGUAGUGUUAAUUUAAAACUUCAUUUGAAGAUGCAUACAGGAGAGACCAUGCACAUGCAUGCAGUGGUAGCACUGAAGUCUUUUAAAGUACGCAGUGAAAAGAACAAAAUGGAAAAAUGCAAGGAAGAGAUGAAAUAUUUAUGUGAACAUUGUGGAGAAGAUGUUGAUUUAAUUACUUUGAGAACACAUUUGGGAAUUAAGAUAGAGGAGGUAGAAUUUGAACAAUGUGAUUAUAUUGAAGAGCCAUGUGGUCACUUAAGCAAUUCGAGAAGAGGUGUGAUACAUACAACGGAGAUAUCCAAUGAAUGUGAAUAUUGCAGAAAAGUAUUUGAAAACCACAGUAGUUUAAAAUGUCAUUUGAAGAUACAUAAAGAAGAAACACCAUAUGAAUGUGAACAAUGUGGAAAGAAGUUUAAAAGCAUUAGCAAUUUACAAUGUCAUAUAAAGACAGGCCUACAUACUGGAAAGACACUGUAUGAUUGUGAUCAUUGUGGAAAAAAGUUUAAAAGGAAGAACAAUUUAAAAAAUCAUUUGAUGAUACAUACAGGUGAGACACCAUAUGAAUGUGAACACUGUGGAAAAAAAUUUAAUCGAAGUAGUAGUUUAAAAGACCACUUGAGGAUACAUACAGGAGAAACACCAUAUGAAUGUGAACAUUGUGGGAAAAAGUUUAAUAGAAGUAAUUCUUUGAAAACCCAUAUGAUGAUACACACAGGGGAAAAACCAUAUGAAUGUGAAUAUUGUGGAAAUAAAUAUAAAGACCGCAGAAAUUUAAAUUCUCAUUUGCGGAUACACACGGGAGAGACAGCGCAUGAAUGUGAACAUUGUGGAAAGAAAUUUAAUCGAAAUAGUCAUUUGCAAGAACACUUGAGGAUACAUACAGGAGAUACACCGCAUGUAUGUGAACUUUGUGGCAAAAAAUUUAAUAGAAGUAAUUCGUUAAAAACCCACAUGAUGAGACACACAGGGGAGAAGCCAUAUGAAUGUGAACAUUGUGGAAAGAAAUUUAAUACCACUAGCAAUUUAAAAAGUCAUUUGAGAAUACAUACAAAUGUUAACUGUGUUCCAAAAUAUUUGAUAGAAGUACUUCCUUGAGAACCCAUCAAGUUAUACUGGAGGGAAACCAUGAGUGAACAUUGUGGAAAGAAAUUUGAUAAUGGUUUCCACUUAAAAGCCCAUGUAAGGAAUACAACAAGAGAGAAUUUAUAUUAUGAAUAUGAACAAUGUGGAGUGGUAGUUGAAGGCCAAUUCCUGGCAAAAUUUCACUAAAAAAGAUUUUUUUUUAGAAAAAAUGCAUAUGCAUUACUCUAUUUAUUGUAAACAAUGAAAAAAUAUUGGCAUAAAUUUUAGUUUUACGCAAAAGAAUUUUAAAAAAUCAGAAAUACAGACUUUCACAGGAGAUUACCAUUUUCUCGAUGAAUUCAUUGUACUAGGCAAAUUCAGAGGUUGUAGAUUGCAUCCGCUUAAAAUGUUUGUUCGUCAAUUUUUGAUGUUUUGACGUUUGAGUUUAGUGAUAACUCCUUUGCUCCAAUAGAACCAUACUGCAGUUGUUUAUGUUGUACAGUAUUCAUGUUGUUGUGAGAGUGAUGACUGGCGAUGCACAACAUAUGAAAGAUGUACAAAUUUAAAAAAAGAAUGGUGGUCUAUCCACAUAUUUAUAAUAAACUGUAUAAUAUUAAACAGAAAAUAAAAUGUUUAGUAAUACA